Molecule: messenger RNA, 1927 nt
Organism: Thunnus maccoyii (southern bluefin tuna)
Lineage: Eukaryota; Metazoa; Chordata; Actinopteri; Scombriformes; Scombridae
Gene: sec13
Product: SEC13 homolog, nuclear pore and COPII coat complex component
Exons: 9
Coding region: 136-1098 (320 amino acids)
Biological process (GO): protein import into nucleus; COPII-coated vesicle budding; positive regulation of TOR signaling
Cellular component (GO): nuclear pore outer ring; COPII vesicle coat
Molecular function (GO): structural molecule activity; protein binding
Source: RefSeq, a predicted model, not a curated record
GCCGGUGGAAAGUGUCGGCGGAUUUAGUGGGAAGCGGCUUCUGGACUUGUUGCCACGUCGGAUCAGUUUUUGAACCCGGUUAAUUCAUUAAACUAAAUAUAAAAUCAGGGAUAGUUUUGUGGAUCCGCCGCAGUCAUGGUUUCCGUUAUCAACACGGUGGACACCUCUCAUGAGGACAUGAUCCACGAUGCUCAGAUGGACUACUACGGGACUCGACUGGCCACCUGCUCCUCUGACCGCACUGUGAAGAUCUUUGAUGUCAGAAACGGAGGGCAGAUACUGGUAGCAGACCUCAGAGGGCAUGAGGGUCCCGUGUGGCAGGUAGCGUGGGCUCACCCGAUGUUUGGCAACAUCCUGGCUUCCUGUUCCUACGACCGUAAAGUCAUCAUCUGGAAGGAGGAGAACGGAGCCUGGGACAAGAUGUAUGAAUACACGGGACACGAGUCGUCAGUGAACUCAGUCUGCUGGGGUCCCUAUGACUUUGGUCUGAUCCUGGCCUGCGGCAGCUCAGACGGAGCCAUUUCCCUUCUCACGUUUACUGGGGAUCAGCAGUGGGACGUCAAGAAGAUCAGCAACGCACAUACUAUUGGCUGUAAUGCAGUGAGUUGGGCUCCUGCUGUGGUUCCAGGCAGCCUGAUCGACCAGCCGUCAGGACAGAAACCAAACUACGUCAAGCGCUUCGUCUCCGGAGGCUGCGACAACCUGGUCAAACUCUGGAAAGAGGAAGACGGUCAGUGGAAGGAGGAUCAGAAGCUGGAGGCUCACAGUGAUUGGGUGAGAGACGUCGGCUGGGCUCCUUCGAUCGGUCUUCCCACCAGCACCAUCGCCAGCUGCUCUCAGGACGGACGCGUGUUUAUCUGGACGUGUGACGACCCUGCAGGCAACACCUGGACGGCCAAACUGCUCCAUAAGUUCAACGACGUUGUUUGGCACGUCAGCUGGUCCAUCACUGGAAAUAUACUGGCUGUUUCUGGAGGAGACAACAAGGUGACGCUGUGGAAGGAGUCGAUGGACGGUCAGUGGUCGUGUAUCAGUGAUGUCAGCAAGGGCCAGGGAGCCGUCUCCACCAUUACAGACACACAGCAGACCGAGCAGUGACACACACACAUCAACACACACACACAACAAUGACCUUAAUCUUAAAAGUUGAAUGAAGCGUUAAUAAACAUGCCGAACAUUUCAGCUGACGACAAAACGCUGUCCGCACCGAUUGAGCUACUUUUGUAAUGUUUUCAUUUGAACUUCAACUCGGCUGUUUGAUAAUGACAUCAUGAGUUAAGCGAGAGUUUGUUUGGUCUUCUGUGCAGUUUAUCCGGCGUAGAUUAUUCCUAAAUUUUAUCACAAAGGGAAAUAGAGAAACUCCACACAAUGUUUGGGUUAUUUUCCUUUUCUGAUAACAUUCAGAAAUACAAACAUUGAUUGACAGUUACCUUCAUUUUUUUUUUGUCAGACGCACUCCACUCCUGUUUCUUGUAAUUUAUUUCCAGUUUAAUUGUCACAUGUACAUUAAUGCUCAUCUAAACACGACCCAACUAUACGCCGGCCCAUGAUGCUCUUCUCCUGAAACAUUCCACCUCCAUCACCGGAGAACCAAACCAUCGUCGCCCAGGACGAUCCCAGCGUCCUCUGAACCCCCCCUCCCCCGGCAUUCGACUUUCAACACAUUUUGUCUUCGCUGUUUAACCUGAAAUUGCUGAACAAGCUUUGUUUUGGGCAGAAAAGCUCCUAUAAAGUAUAAAACACUUUUUUUCUCUUCCCUGCUCAGGCUGUAAAUCCUCACGUUGUCACAGUGAGACAAAUCAGCAAAACAUGACUCGACCGCCUGAUUCCCUGGUGUGAAAUGCUCCCUCUCUGCUUCAGAUAGUAAAUUGAAUGAAUGAAUUUAUUUAGUAAACUAUUAACAAGUACACAUACAGGAGGUUUAAAA